Molecule: messenger RNA, 609 nt
Organism: Nematocida minor
Lineage: Eukaryota; Fungi; Microsporidia
Exons: 1
Coding region: 1-609 (202 amino acids)
Biological process (GO): regulation of transcription by RNA polymerase II
Molecular function (GO): RNA polymerase II cis-regulatory region sequence-specific DNA binding; DNA-binding transcription factor activity, RNA polymerase II-specific
Source: RefSeq, a predicted model, not a curated record
AUGCUUGAAGAGUUUCCCGUCUUCAUGAUGCAUAGAGCCAGCAUAGAAGUAAGAGAUGAAAAGUAUCUGCAGCAGGUAAUAGACGACAAAGACAUUCCUGACAGAGGGCUGGACACAGCCCUGUUCGACCGCAAAGAGAAAAAAGAAGAGGAGAAGGACAAAGACCCUGAAGAAGAUAAGAAAACAUUUCCCAUUCUACUGGAACAAGCCAUCUGUCCAAGGCAGCUGUUCGAUGCCAAGAACUGGCCAGGGAUACAUCUGUCAGAGAUAGAGCUGAGCACAGAGGAGAUGAAGAGCAUGAGCAAAAUAAUCCAGAAGCCUCCACACUCGUACGCAGUGCUCAUCAAAAAGGCUCUCAAUGAAACAACAGAGGGCCAGCUGAGUCUGAAUGGGAUAUACAACUGGAUCAAGAGCAAUUACCCGUACUACAAAACAGCAGACCCUGCGUGGCAGAACUCCAUACGCCACAACCUUUCUCUUAAUAAAAUGUUCGAGAAGGUGAAGAGGCCUGCUACGGAGCCUGGGAAGGGAGGGUUCUGGAAGAUAAACUCGCACUUUCAGCCCGUCAAGGCACGGACAAAGAAGGAGAAAGAAAAUAGAAAAGAGUAA